AAGCGGCGGCAGGAAGCGGAGCUAGGGCGCACGCGGAGCCCGCCGGAGGAGGCUUGGCCUGGCUUGGCUUGGCUUGGCGGCGGCUCCGUUGGAGGAGGAGGAGAACCUGCUGGAGUCAUGUGGCCCAUUUUCUGGGCGGGCAUACGAACCUAUGCUCCUUACAUCACCUUCCCCGUAGCCUUUGUGGUCGGGGUAGUGGGCUACAACCUUGAGUGGUUCAUCCGGGGCAAGCCCCCUCCACAGACCCCCGAGGACGAGAAGAGCAUUUCGGAACGACGCGAGGACCGUAAGCUCCAAGAGAGCGUUGGGAAAGACCUUACCCAAGUGGUCAGUCUGAAGGACAAGCUGGAAUUUGCUCCCAAAGCUGUCCUGAACCGGAACCGGCCUGAGAAGAAUUAAGGAACCUGGUUUGUUUCCUUGUUUGGCCAGUUAGCAUUUUCUUUUAUUUGAGGGUCUGAAUUCUUUGAUUUUGAAUGUAGGUUUCCUACCACUGUUGAGCCCAUCAGCCCAUGCAAUGUAUGUUUGCCAAUCCUCACCAGGUUAGGCAGAUUCCUGCAGCUGCUGGGAUCCCACGGAGAUGAGGAUGGACUUCACGAAUCUUGAUAUUUGGUGUUGGCUUCAGAAUCUCCGAUCUUCCAUCCAAGGUGGUUUAUCCUCUAAUGGAACAGCCUCCAUAGUCAUGGCAGAAGCUCAGUGAAUGGACACCCAAAAGAUUAGUUCACAUCCAAGGCAGGAUUUGAUUUUUUUUUUUAAAGGGAUUGUUGCAAAGUAGGUAGAUCUCUUUUAAGGGAAGAUCUCUUCUUCAAAUAGCUUGGAGACUUUUUGACUCUGGACAGGCGAAUGAAAAACGGUUCCUGUUUCUGCUGGAAACCUCAGUUCAAGUGGGAAGUUCUCAGCUGCCGCCAAAGGCCACUGUGGACCAUAUUUGCACUAUUCCCUCUCAGGAAAUUGUGUAUUUCUUUCCCUGGAAAUUUCUGUUGGGGAGUUUGUGCUGGAUUAUUAUUAUUUUUUUUAAGAAUACCAACCCACUGCUGAAAUUAAAGAUUUAAAUCAGUUUCCAUGGUUGGGGAGCCCUGCAUUUUAUACCAAAUAUGGUGACUUGGAGAGGAGAAAUCUAUCUGCAGGUUGCAUUAGCUGUGCCUUUGCAUGCAAACUAAUUAAGAGUUUCACCUGUGUACUAGGGCUGUUCCUCAAUAAACAUGAAUGAAGGAGAAAUUUUA
Messenger RNA from Pantherophis guttatus, 1220 nucleotides. RefSeq names its product small integral membrane protein 12 (gene SMIM12). The record is from RefSeq and is a predicted model, not a curated record. Lineage: Eukaryota; Metazoa; Chordata; Lepidosauria; Squamata; Colubridae.